AUGGCUACAAGAUUUGGUAGAAGAAAAGAUCGCAAUGGGGACGUUUUGCCCUUGUAUGAAACUAAACCAUCACCGCAUCUGGACGAUUUGGAGAGCGUUAACGAAAAUCGAAUUGCAAACUUAACGGGAAAAGUACAGUCUUUGAAAUCGAUGACGAUGGAUAUUGGUACAGAGAUUACUUCGUCUUCAAAGCUGAUGGAUACAAUGAAUGAAUCUUACUUCACUACGCAAAACGCGCUGAAGGGCACAAUGGGACGAUUGAAGAAGGUUUCCAAAAGCAGUGGCAUCUCCAUAUGGACCUGGUUAGCUUUCUUUUGUAUAGUGGCAUUGGUGUUUGUCUUGGUUCGAUAUUAG
Messenger RNA from Schizosaccharomyces osmophilus, 354 nucleotides. RefSeq names its product SNARE Bet1 (gene bet1). Gene Ontology annotation, biological process: endoplasmic reticulum to Golgi vesicle-mediated transport. The coding region runs from base 1 to 354 and encodes 117 amino acids. The transcript has 3 exons. Lineage: Eukaryota; Fungi; Ascomycota; Schizosaccharomycetes; Schizosaccharomycetales; Schizosaccharomycetaceae. The record is from RefSeq and is a predicted model, not a curated record.